CAACAUACAUUGUUAUUUACACUGACUACACAUUUUCCAUAGAAAAACCAAAAAAAACAAACAAAUGGAUACAAACAAUGACUCUCCGGCACCGGGAUCUUCGCCGCCGGUAUGUCACCCGGCAGUGGCACCACUCUCAUACCUUCUCGGAACAUGGAGAGGCCAAGGAGAAGGUGGCUACCCCACCAUCAACUCCUUCUCCUAUGGUGAAGAACUUCACUUCUACCAUCCACCCAACAAGCCUGUGAUAGGGUACACUCAGAAGACAUGGAAACUUAGUUCUGGUGAGCCUAUGCAUGCUGAGAGUGGUUAUUGGCGUCCUAAACCUGAUGGGAUCAUUGAAGUUGUUAUUGCUCAAAGUAAUGGUCUUGUUGAAGUUCAGAAAGGGACAUAUAGCAUUGAAGAGAAAGUGAUACAGCUUCAGAGUGAACUGGUGGGGAAUGCUUCCAAGGUUACUGGGAUCAAGAGAUGUUUCCGACUAGUUGAAGGGGAUCUCUGUUACGAGGUUGACAUGUCUACCAAUGCAGUUACCCUUCAGCCACACUUGAAAGCAAAACUGAAGAAGCUCUAAAGCAAAUAGUGGAUCCAUCUAGCUUACAUGGCUUGAAUUGAAAUUUCCUAGUCUGAAGAUACUAUGAGUAAAAUUUCAUAUUACAAUCAAGUGAAAUAUACUUUCAUUUUGCUUAUUAUAAUUGUAACAAAUCCUUAUCUAUUGAGGAUACAACUUGCACUAUUGAGGCUAUAGAGUCUAUAGUUUUCAUCAAAGUGACAUUAGUGGUAUUUGCUUGAAGAGGAAAAAUUCACCUCAUUUAAUUGUUGCUGAAUGUAUAAUCUGGAUGUUGAACUAUAACAUAUAUAAUUUUUUUGUAUCCUUUAGCCAAUGUA
Molecule: messenger RNA, 885 nt
Organism: Medicago truncatula (barrel medic)
Lineage: Eukaryota; Viridiplantae; Streptophyta; Magnoliopsida; Fabales; Fabaceae
Product: UPF0678 fatty acid-binding protein-like protein At1g79260
Exons: 4
Coding region: 65-571 (168 amino acids)
Source: RefSeq, a predicted model, not a curated record